This is a messenger RNA of Pisolithus orientalis, 528 nucleotides long. RefSeq lists its product as uncharacterized. The record is from RefSeq and is a predicted model, not a curated record. Bases 1 to 528 code for a protein of 175 amino acids. The transcript is spliced from 5 exons. NCBI's taxonomy places the organism in Eukaryota, Fungi, Basidiomycota, Agaricomycetes, Boletales, Pisolithaceae.
AUGGCCAGUAACGAAGGGCAGGAGGCUGAGAGAAGAUGCAAACUGGCUUCAGACAAGUCUGGGCCAGACAGGCCAGUAACAGACAGUCUGGAGACUGGAAAGGGGGUCCAGGGCUCCAAGGCUGAGGGCAGAGACUGGACCCAAAAACUGCUGAAGCCAAGUGCCAAUGGGGAACAGGGAAGUACAGUAGAACCAGACCUAGACAGCUGGGAUAGAGACUGUGGUGAAGACUGGGGUGACCAGCCAGGGGUCAGAGGUAGCUUGGGGGAGCUAACAGAAGUGAGUCCAGUUGUUGAGGCCAGCUCAGGGGCAAGUCCAGAGGGUAAUUUCGACUUGGAAGUGGGCUCAAGCAUGAGUCCAGGUUGGUGGAACAUAGUGCUGGGGGUAAUGCAACCCAGGGGUGUGCAGAGUGCUGAGGGUCACUGGUUACCUCUCCACUUCAGCAGAGACCUCCAGGUUGGGCUCUGGAGUCAGAUGAGAGGUAGCCUAAUGGGUCCCAAUGGGCAAGGUCAUGGGCAGGGGCUCUAG